Messenger RNA from Babesia bovis T2Bo, 1451 nucleotides. RefSeq names its product Adaptor complexes medium subunit family protein. Bases 109 to 1428 code for a protein of 439 amino acids. The transcript has a single exon. The record is from RefSeq and is a predicted model, not a curated record. NCBI's taxonomy places the organism in Eukaryota, Apicomplexa, Aconoidasida, Piroplasmida, Babesiidae. Gene Ontology annotation, biological process: intracellular protein transport; vesicle-mediated transport. Gene Ontology annotation, cellular component: clathrin adaptor complex; cytoplasmic vesicle.
CUUUUACACAAUUUAUUACCAUGAUUAAUGUAGAAUGGAUUCUGUCUAUCCAUGAUUAAAUUUAUAAAUCGCUUUCGGUAACGUAUUACUACCUUUACACUUAAUAAAAUGGGAGGUAUCAGUGGUAUAUAUAUACUUGAUGGAAAGGGAAGAUUGAUGAUCAAUCGUAAAUACAAAGACGAUGUGAUCAAUAAUCUGAUAGAUUCAUUCUACGCCAAUGUACUGCUUAAAGAUGAAAAUGCUGUCACACCGGUUUACCACUGUGAUGGAUGCACAUUCUGCUGGAUACGCCAUAAUGAAUUGUACUUCGUUGCAGCAGCAUCAACGAAUUAUAACGUUGCGAUGGUGCUCGCCUUUUUAUACAGAUUUGUUAAGGUUCUGGAGAGUUACUUUAAAAUAUUAGCGGAGGAUACCGUACGUGACAACUUUGUUAUCAUCUACGAAUUGUUAGACGAAAUGAUAGACAACGGUUAUCCACAGGCAACAGAAGAAAGUGUACUCAAGGAAUGCAUUAGGAGCGGUAAAAGUCAAGUUACUACCGAUGCCGUAACACCUCCAUCAGCAAUGACCAACGUGGUCUCGUGGCGUAAAGAAGGUAUUCAUCAUAAGAAGAAUGAGGUUUUCUUGGACGUUAUUGAAAGUCUUGAUAUACUACUUUCACCAUCGGGAGCUGUUCUAAGAUCUGAAAUAAAAGGCCGACUUCAAAUGAAGUCGUUCCUUUCAGGAAUGCCACAUUUAUUCUUAGGACUCAAUGAUAAAUCACUUUUUGAAAACGCUUCUUCUGCGUCAGGAUCUUUUCCCGCUAAUCAAUCAUAUGGCAAACCGCCUCCAAUGAGAACCGUCGAAAUGGAGGAUGUUAAGUUCCACCAAUGUGUACAACUGGAAAGAUUUGAAUCUGAUAGAGCAAUCAGUUUCAUACCGCCUGAUGGUGAAUUUGAACUCAUGACAUAUAGAGUCAACUGUCAUGUAAAACCAUUGUUCUCAUGUGAUGUCAUUGUAAACAAUAACUCAAGCACAAGAAUUGAUUUUACAGUACGUGCAACAUCACGAUUUAAGUCGAAAUCUAUCGCUAAUAAUGUGGAAUUUGAAAUACCUGUGCCGUCCGAUGUUCAAUUUCCUAACCUCAAAACUUCAAUUGGCACCGUAAAAUACAUGCCAGAUAUGGAUGCAGUAUUAUGGAGUAUUAAAGAGUUCCAAGGUGAAAAGGAAUUUGUUAUGUACGCUUCCUUUGGUUUACCCUCUGUAUCAGAUGGAAACAGAGGAGCAUUCUCCAAGAGGAAUGUUAAAGUGAAAUAUGAAAUCCCGUACUUUACAGUCUCGGGAGUAUCUGUUAAACACCUUAGAAUUACAGAAAAAAGCGGAUAUCAGGCACUACCGUGGGUAAGAUAUAUCACAAAAAAUGGUGAUUAUCAGAUUAAGAUGUCCUGAAUAACAUAGAUUUUUAAAAUAUU